Messenger RNA from Spodoptera exigua (beet armyworm), 1977 nucleotides. The record is from the annotation of a GenBank genome assembly. NCBI's taxonomy places the organism in Eukaryota, Metazoa, Arthropoda, Insecta, Lepidoptera, Noctuidae.
AUGGGCAGCAGCACAACGUCGGACAAGACCAUCAACACGAGCACCGACUCAGCGGCCACCGCGCUCACCUCGGUCACCGGUACUGACGACUCCAUGGACGCCGAGCCUGACGCGCCCGAGCUGUCAGAACCCAGUCUCAUCGACGACCCCAACGUACCUACCCAUCCUCCUAGCACAGCCCCCCCUCACUAUCACAGAAACCAAAAUAGCUGUGACAUCGACUCCCCAGCGUACACCAAACCCCAAUCAGCAACUGAUGUUAUAGACUCUCCCAGACCCGGCCCGGCGCGGUUUGUAUUCGACGUUCCAAUACCAGACCCCAAGCGACAGGACAAACCACGAAACAAAACACAGACACAAGUAAGCCAGACAAGUAUAGCGUCCACGUCUAUACAAAUACCUUACGAUCCAAAGAUGGAUACGCCGAAGAGUCCAAAAGCGAACCAGACGAAGUAUGAGACACACUUUAAGUUCGAGCCUGACCCUGCGAAGAGGAGAGGCAGUGAACCAAGGGUUAAGAAUAAGCAGAAGAUAGAGAAGGAGUACUAUAAGGACGAAGUGGCGAAGUUGAGAAGACAGUUGGAGGGCACGGAGGUGUUCACAACGUCGAGAAGACGAUCGUCAGCACAUCAGCACUCUGUUCCUCCGCCGUCCGUUAGUAGAAGACAGUCGACAGCUGCUCAAGUUCACGUGACCGCCAACCCACUGGACUCGGCGACCAACAACAUCCCAGCUGGAAGGACUACCAUAGUGGUGCAGCAACCCUCACUCUCCUUGGACUAUGGUGGCUGCGCCACUAUCCUGGUCAGGGAUGACGAGCGCCGCAAGAGCAGGGUCUGCAGCGAUCACAUCCAGCAACUCCUGGACGUCACCAGCCAGUUCACGUCAGAAGAUCUUCAUGAGUUUGAUAAGAGGUACGGCAGCCCACAUCACUCGAGGUCGCAGUCAGUGAAGGCAGGACGCUCACGAACUGGAGAGCGGCAGUUGCUGGGCCUUCCCCAGCAGAGGGCGCGCGUCGCUUCCAUGCCCAACACUGGCGUCGAAGAGGAGUACUACCGGCUGAGGCACUUCAGCAUCACUGGUAAGGGUGUGGUGAACCGCGGCGACUCGCUGAGGUCACGUCGCUCGCGGUCCAACACCUCGGUAGCGUCCAGCGCGUCCAGCACUGAAGCAGUCACCAGGGCAUCAGCACCCUGCUCCCUAGCCUCCUCCAGGGACUCAUCAGCGGGGCUCAGUUCAUACCGGGUGCUGGUGCUAGGUGCGCCUGGCGUCGGCAAGUCCAGUCUGGUGGGGCAGUUCAUGACCUCGGAGUAUCUUCACGCUUACGAUACUAGCAUCGCACCUACUGUUGCAGAUGACGAAUCCGGGGAGAGAUCAGUGUGUGUGCUGCUAGCGGGCGAAGAGUCGGAGAUCACGUUCCUAGAUGCACCGCCUGACCAUAUUAUUACGGAAGGCUGUGCUCACGGGUACUGCGUGGUCUACUCGACAGCUGACAGAAGCAGCUUCAUGGAAGCCGAGAGAAGACUCCAGAUCCUAUGGGCAGCUGGCCACACCUCUCGGAGAGCGGUGAUCCUCGUCGGGAACAAGGCUGACCUGGCCAGGUCGAGAGCUGUUCCUACUGAUGAGGGCAAGAACUUGGCGACGUCGUACGAGUGCAAGUUCAUAGAGACAUCGGUGGGCAUCAACCACAACGUGGACGAGCUGCUGGUGGGGCUGCUCACGCAGAUCCGGCUGAAGCAGCAGCAUGCUGAGAGAGUCAGGAAGCGCAGCAAUUCCCGCAAGAACCGUGCGCGUGCGCGCUCGCCACUGGAGACGGAAACUCCUGCGCCGGCCGCCGCGCCGCCCUCCGCCUCGGCCAACAGCACGCCGCGCAAGCGCACCAGGCUCUCUGCCAGUGUCAAGGUCCGUGGUCUGCUGGGUCGGGUGUGGGCUCGCGACUCCAAGUCCAAGUCGUGCGAGAACCUCCACGUCCUCUAG